Iphiclides podalirius (scarce swallowtail) is the source of this 279-nucleotide messenger RNA. Lineage: Eukaryota; Metazoa; Arthropoda; Insecta; Lepidoptera; Papilionidae. The record is from the annotation of a GenBank genome assembly.
AUGCAGCGCUAUCCAAACACGCCAAUCGUGAGCCUCCCUACUCCGGUCAACUCCCGGCGAGUCGCACGCGAUACCAGCCCUCAAGGCGGUGGGUUAAGGGCGAGAAUCGCGCGACACGGGCGCGAUUUGAUCAGCUGGACAUACCGUGCGGUGAAGGAAAACAUCGUGAGGAAACCUGAAUUGAACCUAAGAACGGCUGAACGUAAACCGACGAGAAAUAGUAGCUUGGGUGCAAUGUAUCAUAUACUAGCUGCUGACCGCGACUACGUCUGCGUAGAA